AUGCAAACCUCGGAUAUCACGGCAUAUCACACGGCCUACAACUACACACUCAACCAGACGGACGUCAGGAUUGUCCUGGAGGAUGAAAACCUUUACCAGGUACCCAUUGGACUGUUGGUGUUGUUGUCCAUCUUUUACGGCACUAUCAGCAUCCUGGCAGUGAUAGGGAACUCGCUGGUGAUAUGGAUCGUCAUCACAACCAAGCAGAUGCAAACGAUCACCAACAUGUUUAUCGCCAAUCUGGCACUAGCGGACGUUACGAUCGGUGUGUUCGCCAUCCCAUUCCAGUUCCAGGCGGCCCUGCUGCAACGCUGGAACCUGCCCGAGUUCAUGUGCCCGUUCUGUCCGUUCGUGCAGCUUAUCAGCGUUAACGUGUCCGUCUUUACGCUCACCGCCAUUGCCGUCGAUAGGCAUCGGGCCAUCAUCAAUCCGCUCAGGGCACGGACAUCGAAAAACAUAUCCAAAUUCGUCAUCAGCGCCAUCUGGAUGCUAUCGUUUGCAUUGGCCGCACCGAUUCUGUUCGCACUGCGAGUACGUCCAGUAUCCUACAUUGCGCUAGGUGGUAUGAACGAAACGUACACCAACAUUACCGUACCGUUCUGUAAGGUGGUCAACUUUGAGCAUGGGGAAAUUCUGCUCUAUCGUUACAUCCUCGUGCUGGUGCAGUACUUCAUACCGCUGUUUGUCAUCAGCUUCGUUUACAUACAGAUGGCCCUUCGAUUGUGGGGCUCGAAGACACCGGGCAAUGCGCAAGAUUCACGAGACAUUACCAUGCUGAAGAACAAGAAGAAAGUUAUUAAAAUGCUGAUUAUCGUUGUGGCACUGUUCGGCGUUUGCUGGUUUCCUUUGCAGCUCUACAACAUCCUGCACGUGACGUUGCCGGAAAUCAAUGAAUAUCGUUUUAUCAACAUCAUUUGGUUCGUCUGUGAUUGGUUGGCCAUGAGCAACAGCUGUUACAAUCCGUUUAUCUAUGGCAUUUAUAACGAGAAGUUUAAGCGCGAAUUUCGCAAACGUUAUCCAUUUAAGCGUGAUCAAACCUACAACCAUGCCCAUGAAUCGGACAAAACGUCAUCCAUUUUCACGCGCGUCAGUUCUAUUCGCUCCAGCUACGCUACAUCGUCCAUACGGAACAAGCUAAGUACCAACCGCUAUUCAGCAUCCAAGCAGCUUCCAGCUCAGUUCAAAUUUCCACCAUCCAAUCAACAUUUCCACCAACCUCCUUCCACCCACAAUAACACGGCCCAUAUGCACGAGCUAACGUUUGGAACGAAAAAAUGCCCCUUGAACUUUGACGGCACUUCAACGACCACCUUCGCUCAAGGGCGGCCGAUAAGCUGGGAGCAAAAGAUGGAGCAGCAGUUGGUCGAGCACGAUAAAUUGAUUGGAUCCAUUACGGAUCCACACCAGCAACAGAUACUUGUGAGUUCCAGCAUAGGCGACAUUGAGGAUCACCAGCUACGGACGAAAGAACCGAUCUCUUUAACUUCCAACCGCACCGAAGCAGCAAGGCAGCGAAAUGGUACGUCUCGGGAAUCCACCCUAACCACCAACUAUGUUGACCAGGUGGCACUGAAACAUCCGCAUCCGGACAGUGGAGGUGAGGGUGGUGAUGGUGAACCAGAACCCGGAAUACGCUCCAUCCACGAAGGUUUGGACUCUGGAGGCCACCUGUAUUGUAACGAUUUAGAAGAACUUGGGCCAUACUUUGACUAA
Anopheles marshallii is the source of this 1713-nucleotide messenger RNA. RefSeq names its product neuromedin-K receptor-like. Gene Ontology annotation, cellular component: membrane. NCBI's taxonomy places the organism in Eukaryota, Metazoa, Arthropoda, Insecta, Diptera, Culicidae. The coding region runs from base 1 to 1713 and encodes 570 amino acids. The transcript has 7 exons. Gene Ontology annotation, molecular function: neuropeptide Y receptor activity. The record is from RefSeq and is a predicted model, not a curated record. Gene Ontology annotation, biological process: G protein-coupled receptor signaling pathway.